GGCGCUCGGGGCCGCUGUACAAAUAGGGCGGCUGCGGGUGGCCCGGGCAGACAUGCGGGUCCCGCUCCGCUCCGUGCCCGCGCUGGCGCUCCGCGCCUUAGCCCUGUUCUGCCUGGGCUGCGCCCCGACCCGGGCUCUCACCUGGGCACCGACCGCAGCGUCCACCGGGGCGCUCACCUGGGCACCCGCCGGAGCCUCCAGCCGGGCGCUCACCUGGGCACCGGCCCGCGCCCCGCCGCGCUGCCCCCCGCUGAUGCUGCAGCUGCUCCGCGCCCCUCCCGCCCCGCUCCGCGCCGCCGCCGCCGCCGCUCUCAGCCUCUCCCCACACGGCUCCCUGCAGAACGGCUCCCGCUGGGCGCUCUCCUUCGACAUGUCCUCCCUCUCCAGCAGCCAGGAGGUGAGUCUGGCUCAGCUCCGUGUCCGCCUGCCCGGCCUCUCCCGCGCCCACAACAUCUCCCUGGACAUCUACCACAGCCAGCGGCGCAGGUGCCAGGGAGACGCGACCUGCGCCCACCGGCUCCUCCUGGGCACCGUGGCUGGCAGCCCCUCUGCCACCCAGGCUUCCUGGAAAGUCUUUGAGGUCACCAACCUGCUGCGGGCCUGGCUCCACCAAGCCGCGGUCGCUGGGCACCGGAACCCCGCGGGAACGGGGCAGUGGGAGGUGAGCGGCUCGGCCGCCCCGGCCACGACAGACACCGGCCACGGCGACCCAGCCCUGCCCCAGGACGUGGCAGACAGCGUCCUGCUGCUCGUCUUCUCCAAGGACAAGUCUCCAGGGGAGCACAGCCUCAUCAGGACGGCGGAGACCUCCAAGUACAUCAUGCGCGACAGCGGCUCGCAGGGCGCGGGGCCGCGGCGGCAGCGCAGGAACAGGGUGGAGAAGCAGCGGAUCAAAGCCAGCGGCGCCGCCGCGGCCGCCCCGCGGGAGCCGGGCAGGGCGCUGUGCCGGCGGGUGGACAUGGUGGUGGAUUUCGAGCAGACGGGCUGGGGCAGCUGGAUCGUGUACCCCAAGAAGUACAACGCCUACCGCUGCGAAGGGCUGUGCCCCUCGCCCGUGGACGAGACCUUCAAGCCCACCAACCACGCCUACAUACAGAGUUUGCUGCAGCUCUACAAGCCCAACGAGGUGCCGUGUCCCGCCUGCUCCCCGGUCAAGAUGAGCCCCCUGUCCAUGCUCUACUACGAGAAGGGCGAGAUCGUCGUCCGUCACCACGAGGACAUGAUCAUCGAGGAGUGCGGCUGCAACUGAGGCCACCCCGUACCCCGCCAGGAAGGUGCACGUCUGUGCCCAGGAGUGCCCCGGGGACCCAGGAGCGCUGCACGGGGCAGGGCGUCCCUGACGGCCCGUGCCCGCGGGCUGGCACAGCCCCGGCUGGGCCGGAGGAGCGGGUGCCCGGCAGCUCUGCCGCGCUGCACGGCCGCCGUGCCCGGCUGGAUCCAGGUCCACGAGGAAAAGGCCACCAGCCACCUCCCUGUGGUGGCACCAGGGGCACGUCUGGGGCGGUGGGUGCCCCGUGCUGUGUUUACCAAGGAGCUGGAGGCUGCUGUGUGGGACAGGCAGGGGCUGAGGUGCAGGACCGGGGCACGGCAGCACUGCUCCCUGCCACGACAGGGCUCAGGCAAUGGGAAUUCUCAGCCGUGGGAAUCAUCAGGAGCCACAGGUUCUCAGGACUCUGCACCUCCAGUGUCCGGCCAUGCUGAGCAUACACACCCCUGGGGUUUAGGCAUUUCUCCUAAGAUUUUUAUUAUAUUUCUAUUAAAAGUCUCCGAUUUCUAUUGCAACUCAGACAAGUGAAUGUAUUAACAAUGUCCAGAGCCCCAGCUGGCAGAUCCAGAUGGGCAGCUGUUACAAACAAGUAACCACAGCUCUGCUCGUGGCUUUUCCCCCUCGCUGGAUGGGGUGGUUGUGGAAAGGUCACAUCUGUACAAUUCUUCAAUAAAUUAUAUCUAUUAAAAAUGCC
This is a messenger RNA of Lonchura striata (white-rumped munia), 1961 nucleotides long. RefSeq names its product nodal growth differentiation factor (gene NODAL). The record is from RefSeq and is a predicted model, not a curated record. NCBI's taxonomy places the organism in Eukaryota, Metazoa, Chordata, Aves, Passeriformes, Estrildidae. Gene Ontology annotation, cellular component: extracellular region. Gene Ontology annotation, molecular function: growth factor activity; cytokine activity.